AUGCCAUCAUUUGAUGAGGUUCUGAAGGAAGCCGGGGAAUUUGGAAGAUUUCAAAAGAGGGUCUUUUUCCUUCUUUGCCAGACGGGCAUAACUUUCUCUUCACUAUUUACCAGUGUGGUUUUCCUUGGGCAGGCACCAGACAGCUACUGGUGCAGAAUCCCUGGGGCAGCUGAAUUGAGUGAAAAAUGUGGCUGGACACUGGAAGAGGAACAAAACUUCACGGUACUGCCUCUGCACCUGGGGAACAGGUCCUCCAGCGGGGAGUGUGAGAGGCUGGACGUGGUGUGGGACACCUCUGACAGCUGCACCAGCCCCCUUUCCCGCUACGGCAAUCGCAGCGGGGGCGACCUGCCGCUCACCGCCUGCCACGGUACCUGGGUGUACAAACAGCCCCACUCAUCCAUCAUCAGUGAGUAUAACCUGGUGUGCGGCAAUGCCUGGAUGCUGGAUCUCUCACAGGCUAUCCUCAAUCUGGGAUUUCUGGUCGGUGCGUUCACCCUGGGCUAUGCUGCAGACAGAUAUGGCAGAAUCCUCAUCUACCUGCUCUCCUGUCUCGGGGUUGGGAUUUGUGGUAUCAUAGUGGCAUUCUCACCAGACUUUACUGUAUUUCUGAUCUUCCGCUUUCUUCAAGGUGUGUUUGGCAAGGGAACCUGGAUGACAUGCUACGUGAUUGUGACAGAGAUCGUUGGUUCUGACCAGCGGUUCGUUGGGAUUGUGAUUCAGAUGUUUUUCACCCUGGGAAUUAUGAUUCUCCCUGGAAUUGCGUAUUUGGUUCCCACUUGGCAGGGCAUUCAGCUGGCCAUUUCACUGCCCAACUUCCUCUUCCUGCUAUACUACUGGGUGGUUCCUGAAUCUCCACGUUGGCUCCUGACACGCAAAAAGGGAGAGAAGGCAUUAAAAAUCAUGCACAACAUUGCAAAACACAAUGGGAAAUAUCUUUCACCACAUUAUUCAGAGAUCACUGUUAGCAAUGAUGAGGUCAGCAAUCCCUCCUUUCUUGACCUGGUGAGGACUCCCCGGAUGAGGAGGAACACGCUUAUCCUGAUGUAUGCCUGGUUCACAAGUGCCCUGAUCUACCAAGGGCUUGUCAUGCGCCUAGGAAUUGUUGGAGGAAAUCUCUAUCUAGAUUUCUUCAUCUCAGGAGCUGUGGAGCUGCCUGCUGCUCUCCUAAUUUUAGUGACAAUUGAUCGUGUUGGCCGGUGCCUUCCCUUUGGAAUAAGCAAUAUUGUGGCGGGAAUUGCAUGCAUCAUUACUGCCCUCUUGCCAGAAGAUAUUUCAUGGCUCAAAACAACAGUUGCCACACUGGGAAGACUGGCCAUCACAAUAGCUUUUGAAAUCGUCUAUCUUGUGAACACUGAACUAUAUCCUAUGACACUGAGAAACUUUGGUGUUUCCCUGUGCUCGAGUUUGUGUGACCUAGGUGGGAUCAGCCUCCUUUUCCGCCUGGCAGCCAUUUGGUUGGAGCUACCUCUAAUUAUUUUCAGUAUUCUUGCAGUUGUCUGUGGGCUUCUAGUAUUACUUUUACCGGAGACAAAGGGAAUCUCAUUACCUGAGACAGUGGAGGAUGUGGAGCAACUUUCAAGUCACUUUAGUAAAUGUGGCAAGAAACGGAAACACCGGGACAACAGCUCUUAUAUUUGA
This is a messenger RNA of Chaetura pelagica (chimney swift), 1641 nucleotides long. RefSeq names its product solute carrier family 22 (organic cation transporter), member 3 (gene SLC22A3). Gene Ontology annotation, biological process: transmembrane transport. NCBI's taxonomy places the organism in Eukaryota, Metazoa, Chordata, Aves, Apodiformes, Apodidae. Gene Ontology annotation, cellular component: membrane. The record is from RefSeq and is a predicted model, not a curated record. Gene Ontology annotation, molecular function: transmembrane transporter activity.